UGAUGGGUGAGAGAUCUCUGGCUGCCUUUAUUGAGACCCCCGACCUUUCCUGCUGUGCUCUGUUGCCUGCCCAGGGGCAGCAGGAGAGGCACAGAGCGCUUUUGCUGGCCCCGGGCACCUGGCCUGGCCCAGCCCAGCCCAAGAAUCUCUGCUAGAAUUCACUGCUGAGAGUCCCAGAAGCGGCUUCCCCGGGGCUUCCCUUCUUCGCUGGCUCGAGCAGAGUGGGGCCCUUUUUCUUAGCAUGCUUUUUUCGGGACACGAACGUCGGUGCCCCCGCGGUACGCUACUCGCUUUGCCGCCCCGCUCGCUGCUCCCCCUAAUGCUCGCAUCGUUGCCGCACGCUGCUGAGCCAAAACCUCCCACACCGACAGCACCGAGCUGCGGCGGCACCAGCCCGAGUGCCCGCUAAGUCUGGCCGGUAUGGGAGCGGCGGCGGGCGGCGCGUUCGGCUCAAUCCGCAGCGGCGGCGGCACCCGAAGCCUGGCGAGCCGGCGGUGGAGCUCGGUGGGGAAUCCAGCCCAGGGUGCCAUCAGCGCCGGUGUAAAGCUGUACCCGAGGCCGAGCUCCCAAAGGCUUUGCCAGCACUCCGGAUGUCUCGGGAACCAGGAGCUUGUUUGUUCCAGGCAGAGAGAUGGCGCCUGUGAGCAGGAGAAGAGUGAAUCCUGCCCCAUUCCUGGAGCUGUGAAUGAGCCCCAGCAUCCCCAGGAGGGACCAGCAGCCGGGCUUCCACACUUUUCUGGGGUGCAAGAAGCCUCUUGGCAUCAGCAGGGGGAUGCCACUUGUGAGCGUGCAGUGAGUGCAGAUGUGGAGAAUGGAUCCUGCACCAGGGAUGGAAGUGUGCGGGAGCCCGUGAGUCCCCAGGGCACAUCAGCAGCCAAUAAAGAAGACAAAAGGAACCUCAGAAGAUUGCUGGGUGAACGGUUCAGGUCCCAUCCCGUGGGCACAGCGGCGCUGCUGAUUCUGCUGCUCCCGGUGCUGGUGCUGGCUUUGGGGGUGGCCUUGGCUGUGCUGGCAGCCCCACAGGUUCCAGUUCCACCUGCGACUCCACAGUGUGUUCUGGGCUGUCCCUCUGGCUGGGUCGGGCACAACGGGGUCUGCUACUACUUCUCAAGGGAUUACGGCACCUGGGAGCAGGCUCAGGAACGGUGCUCCCAGCUCAAUGCCUCCCUGGCCAUUGCCGAGGAUGAGGAGGCCAUGGAUUUGCUCUUCCGCCUCCGCGGGAACGGCGAUUUCUGGCUCGGGCUGCGCAGACGGGGCGAGCGCCUGCAGUGGGAGGACGGCAGCAGCUACAGCUCCCGGGUUCCCGUCCUCGGCAAUUCCCAGUGUGCGUACCUGGCUGACGGGAAAAGAUUCAGGAGUGAGUUCUGCUCCAUUGAGCGGCCGUAUGUCUGCAGCAAGGCCCAAGGUCCCCUGUAACAGGGGCUGCAGAAAGGACCUUCUCCACGCUGGGCAGUGCCAGCUUCACCUCUGAGCCCAGCACAGGGCUGCCCUUCCUCAGCUGCACCCUGUGCCUUGCACUUCCUCUCAGGGUCACCUCAGUGCCUCUUCAUCCCCAGUGCCAGCGCUGGGCUGGGGGUGCAAAGGAAAAGUCACUCCAAUCCAUCCUGCCCCCGAUGCUGCCUGGAGUCAGGGCUUUGCCCUCAUGACACAACAAGCUCCAAUGAGAAAUCCAGAUCUGCCUGUCCUCUUGGAAAUCAUCACGAACUGGCCUGAAUGUGACACUUUAGGACUGUUUUUGGAAGAGGUGGAAGAACCGCUGACAUGUGCUGAGCAGGAAUCCGACUUUUGGCAUCAGGCACCUGAGUGUGGAGAACAGUCUGCUGCCCGUCCGUCUGCCUGUCUGCUGUGAAGAAUCUUAACUGUCCUCCUGUGGGAGGAACCCCAGGCUGGAGCAGGACAAGGAUUUGCCUCUCGGAGGGAGAAGCAGUGUCAUGACGUGACUGUAACCCCAUCCCUCUGUGACACUGUGUGGUGUGGUGGGGGGGGGGAGGGAACUGGGGACAAAGUGAAGCCCAAAACGGAGAGAACAGUGUGGAGAAGGUGCAUUUUUAGGAUUCGGUGUACAUCUCAUUCCCUUGCUCUGAUUUGUUUGAUAAUAAAUUCAAUUCAAUUUAA
This is a messenger RNA of Haemorhous mexicanus (house finch), 2115 nucleotides long. RefSeq names its product C-type lectin domain family 2 member D-like. The transcript has 6 exons. NCBI's taxonomy places the organism in Eukaryota, Metazoa, Chordata, Aves, Passeriformes, Fringillidae. The record is from RefSeq and is a predicted model, not a curated record. The coding region runs from base 421 to 1416 and encodes 331 amino acids.